Molecule: messenger RNA, 204 nt
Organism: Rotaria sp. Silwood2
Lineage: Eukaryota; Metazoa; Rotifera; Eurotatoria; Philodinida; Philodinidae
Source: the annotation of a GenBank genome assembly
AUGAGCUAUUUAGAAGUCAAUUCUAUAUUAGAAGCCCUUGAAUAUCAAAUGAAAGCAUUAGAAAUUCAACGAGAAAUUAAUGAUGAUCGUGAUGAAAUUGCAGAUACAUUGUAUAAUCUUGGAGCAACUUUUUUCAAUCCAUUCAAGCCGAAAACUGAUUUAGCUUUGGAUUAUUUUUUCCAAGCACUUCAGAUUUAUCAAUAA